Messenger RNA from Dichomitus squalens LYAD-421 SS1, 816 nucleotides. RefSeq lists its product as uncharacterized. NCBI's taxonomy places the organism in Eukaryota, Fungi, Basidiomycota, Agaricomycetes, Polyporales, Polyporaceae. The record is from RefSeq and is a predicted model, not a curated record. The transcript has 2 exons. The annotation marks the transcript as partial.
CUCUGGGUAUGCCGAGACACGCAGCAGCUGCAGUCGAACGGCCAACCAGGCAUAGGCGUCAUCGCCAACACAGCGUCCUACUCUGGGAUUCCAUCCGACGUGUCCAACCCACAAGCGCUGGUCCUCACCUCCCCACAGGGCUUCGGGUCCCUCUUCUACCAGCUGGAGGCCGACGAGUGCCCCGAGUUCGGCCUCUGCUCAGACAACAGUCGUUGGGUUGGUUGGCCCAACACCGGGCCCGUCGUCACCUUCGCGUUUAAUGGCGCUGUUUCUGCGUACCAGGUCCUCGGGCGCGUGCACCUCAACGGGCUGACUCAGAUCAACGACCCGGACUUCUCCCUGUACCACGUUACGUCUCAGACCGCCGACCCGAACACGAUCCCGGCUACCAAUGUGAGCGUCUCGGGCUUCUGGACGUCGGACGAGGUCGGGUAUGGCAACGACGCGAGCGUGGUCGCGAAUGGAUACGCAUACCUCUAUGGAGCAACUCCGAGCAGCGGGUUGGCCGUCGCGAGGAGCGCUCUGACAGGAUUCCUAGGCAACCUGCAGGACAAGAGCCUGUAUGAGUACUACGUCAACGGCCAGUGGCAGGCGGCCGUUCCGGGCAAGAACGACUCUGGCGUUACACUCGAAAACACGCGCUCGGCCCAAGGCACUGUCUACUUCUCCGACAAGUGGAACUCCUUCGUAUGGAUCGGGGGUGACGGGUUUCCGAAUGCAAACUUCUACAUCUCUACGGCGCCAAACCCUGAAGGGCCUUGGACAUCGCCGACGGUGUGUAUUCUUCUGAUAUGGACGUACUUGCGUUCGCUCUGA